This is a messenger RNA of Wyeomyia smithii (pitcher-plant mosquito), 2104 nucleotides long. RefSeq names its product venom protease-like. The transcript is spliced from 2 exons. The record is from RefSeq and is a predicted model, not a curated record. Lineage: Eukaryota; Metazoa; Arthropoda; Insecta; Diptera; Culicidae. Bases 110 to 1078 code for a protein of 322 amino acids. Gene Ontology annotation, molecular function: serine-type endopeptidase activity. Gene Ontology annotation, biological process: proteolysis.
UCGGGUCACACUUCGCCGUGACCUACGUUCGUUAUCGUCUGCAAAGCACUCGCUAUGCUCCUAUUCUCAUUUCAUCAAGCGGUAGUUCAUUUUUACUCGUUGCAGAGUGAUGAAGUACGUGUUUGUUGUUACGGUAGCGGCUUUGAUGCUGCUGUCUAUAGCGGAAGUUACAGCAGAUUCGCCGCGACGAAUUCAGUCACUAAGACGAAAGCCGUCACCGUCCUGUGGAGUUCGGAAGGUAACGAGCGGCGGUCUGAUCGUAGGUGGACACGAUUCGAUUCCCGGAAAUUGGCCCUGGCAUGCAGCAGUUUAUCACGUCAGCGGAACUAAUCACCAGCGCGAUUACAAAUGUGGUGCAACACUAAUCAAUGCUCGUUAUUUGCUGACUACGGCUUCCUGUGCCUAUCAUGGACGCGGUAAGCCCGAAGGGGCGAUUGUGGUGGAGCUUGGACAGUUUAAUUUGGUUGAAUCUUUCGCUGGAAAGAGAGAUGCAGUGGUGCAAAAUGUUUCCAUCCACGAGAAGUACGUCCCCGGCGAAAUAAUGAAUGACAUAGCCUUGCUGCGACUGAAGAAAGACGUUGUCUUCACGAAAUACAUUCAACCGGUUUGUUUACCGAAUUCUUCCGAUUCUAUUGAAAAUUUCGUCGGCCAGAAGGGAACCAUCGUUGGCUGGGGCUAUCGGGCAGAUGGUAAACUUUCUGAAAAAUUGCAAGCUUUGAAGGUUCCGAUAGUAUCCUAUAUCGAUUGCUUGACGAGUGAUCGGGAUUUCUUCCUGCGUAAUAUAUACUCCGGAAUGUUCUGUGCCGGAUCGACUAACGCAACGACUCCCUGCUUUGGAGACGCUGGAGGGGGAAUGUUUUUCCAGGAGGAUCGGGCGUGGAUGUUACGCGGAAUAGUUUCGUUCACUUCAUCUUCAGCUACGGUAACUAUGAACUGUGACCCCCAAAAGUACUUCGGAUUGGUCAACGUGGCUCAUUUCAAGCAGUGGAUUGAGGAAACGAUUGCCCGUUUGAACGAUACCAGCAAGCCUGCCGUUGCCCAAGCGCAGCGGCAGCAGCAACAACAGCAACGGUUCUGAUAGGUGAAGUGGAAAGCCGUAGCGAUUUAAUCUGGAGCUACAAAUGGUGUGGUGUGUGUGAGUGCGUGUAUUAGUGAGUAUGGAACAAUGUGCGAACGGCGGCGUCCUCAUCGCAAUGCGAGGGAAACGUGCGGUGAUUGUGCAGCAAUAUUUUGAUUACACCCAUUUUGGAUAAAAAAGGCAAGAUUUAAAGCAAAUUAUUGUUAUUUAUCCGCUUGAGCAUUCUUUUCAUUUCAACUUUUUGAGGUUUUGUUUCUUCGCCGCAUUAUUUUCUGCUGCUGCUGCUGUUGCUCUCGUGGUCAGUAUAUUUUGAAUGUUCGUUUGUUUCGGUUCAGUAGCGUGGCUAGGUAGCAGAGAGAUGAAAAGAGAAUUUCGAGUAUCGGGUAAAACAUCUGAUACUCAACUAAUAAAGUUUAUAUCAUUUAGAAACAGAUGCUGUAACAAUGUAGAGUGAACGUCAAGAGACUCAUAGCUCGUUAAGAACCUCAUGCGAUUUAAUCUUUACUCCGCAAUGGUUGCUUGAGAUUACCGAGGAAAACCCAUGACUUCAUGGCAAUACAAAACUAUUAACAUUUUAAGAUGAUUUGUUCGCUUUCCAGAUUUUUGUCAGUAUGCGUUAUAAUACAGUCUUUUCCAAAUACAAACAUUACUAUGUAUUAGCACAUUUAGGUCUGUAAUCUCUUCAGAAUGUGAUAAUAAUAAGUUAACAAGUGUAUUCAGCUCUCCUUUAGUGGGUGACUAGGAAUUAAAAAUUUGAUGUUAGGCCCAACUUAAUCAACAACAGAUGAGAAAUGUUUCGAUGAGUAAAAAAGCAAACACAAGAAGUUGGUACUCAAGUUCAAAAUUUUCCUUGUAAGAAGUGUACUAAUUAAACCAUAUUUUUUUAAAUCAAUCACAAUUGUCUAUAUUGAUUGAUAUUAGAGAUAAGAUUUCCCUUGGUAUAUUCUUUUCUUUUUUUUUUGAGAAAAGGCACAAUGCUCAUCAAUUGAUUUUCAUUUUUUUAGUAAACUAGAGGUUGCAAAACAA